UACUUUGUUAGGUGGGUUAAACUACUCCUUAAUAUCGUAGUGACAUGGCGAUGAACAGUGCAGCUAAGGACGAGUGUAAUCUUAAAGAAAAAGCAGAUGAAGAUUCUUUGGAGACCGAAGUUAAAGAAAAACGAGUUCUCAGGUUUCGUAUGAAAAACGUCUUCACUGAGUCUCGAAAAGUCCAUCCCCUUGCAUCAAGCACCAGCUCAAUAAACGAGUCAUGUCAGUACACCGCCAGCUCCCGAAGACACAGGAUCUGGCUUACCACCAAGAUACUUGGAGUCUCGGCUCUAGCGAUACUGGGGCUCAUUACGUUUGUAGCAAUGGACCUAAAAGAGUCUCUAAAUUCGAUGGAGAUUGAGAAAAAGAUUCAGCGCGAUGUGGAGUUCAGUAUAAAAGUAGCUGAUUUGAUUCACUUGCUCCAAGUCGAGCGAGGAAUGACUGUUUUGAGUAUCAGCUCAAACCAAACUAAAAACGUCACCGAUAAAUUAAAGUUGAAACGACAGCUUACGGAUAAGGCCAUGGUUAACCUAGACAACUGGCUUGAAGGCCACAAUGAGCCGACCUUUGGAUCUAAAAUAACUUCUAAAACGAAAUUGGAAAUUGAAAUCCAUAGAAGAGCUAUAGGCUACGGCGAGAACUCUACAAUCAACGACGAAAUCUACUUCUACACGAAUAUCAUUGAGGAAUCGUUACAGAUCUUGUUUGAGAGUUUAAGAAACAACUUUCCUGAGAAUAUUAUGUUUGAUCUUCUUGGUUAUCAGAUGUUCCUUACUGCUAAAGACAUGACUGGGAUAGAAAGAGCACUAGGAGGAUCAUACUUUACAACUGGCCACUUCAACACAACAGAGAUGCUUUGGUUUGCUGAGAAACGUAUGAUUGGUGAAGCUUUCCUAAACAUGAGCUUGAAGUUGAUGCCAACGCUAAAAACUCUUUUUGAACAAGCUACCAGCGAAACUACGAACUUGAUAAAACGAUUACAGGUAGAAAGAUCAACCAUCUUACAAAACGACCAUCGAGCACCCAACACUACUGCCGGGAACGAAUGGUUCCAUCUGAUGUCCAAGUACAUUGAUAUGCUUCUUAAGAUACAAAAGUCUGCUGGAGAAGAAAUUAUAGGCGUACUAGAAAAAAGAGCGAACGACGAAGAAAAAAAUUCAAUUAUCCGCAGUGCUGUUUUAGUGCUUGUUCUCAUCCUGACGCCAUUACUCGUUCUAGCUGUCUCGCGUAUAACAAACACCAUCCAGAAAUACGCAGCGAAGCUUGAAGACAUCACACUGAAUCUGAAAGAAGAACAGAAACGAACAGACAACGUGUUGUCGGCCAUGUUUCCCAAGUCUGUAGCAGAGACCCUGAAGAGAGGAGAAAAGGUCAAUUCUGAAUACUUUGACAGUGUGACGGUGUUCUUCAGUGACAUCGUCAAUUUCACCAACAUCUGUGCAUGCAUAUCACCUAUCGAGGUUACAUCCAUGUUGAACAGUAUCUACAGCGCCUUCGACGACAAGAUCGAUAAGUAUGACGUGUACAAGGUGGAAACAAUAGGAGAUGCUUACAUGGUUGCAUCUGGUCUUCCUGUCAGAAACGGAGGUAAACACGUCGAUGAGAUCUGUCGUAUGGCACUGGACCUCGUCAAGGUAACGGAGACUUUUAAACUCGAUGAAGUCCCUGGUGAGACUCUCCUCAUCAGGGUUGGGAUACACACAGGUCCCUGCGUGUCUGGGAUUGUGGGUAACAAGAUGCCAAGAUACUGUCUGUUCGGGGACACCGUCAACACAGCCUCAAGAAUGCAAACGACUGGAGAACCCCAGAAAAUUCAUAUCAGCGAAGGUUCCCAGAAGGCUUUGCGGCCCUUCCGUCAUUAUGUACUGGAAUUCCGAGGGUUCGUAGAUGUUAAGGGCAAAGGCGAAAUGCAAACCUACUGGCUCCAUUAUAAUGAAUCUAUUUCUAUCGUCGAUUGUUGUAAAUAAUCCUCUAAUGUCUUAUAUUUUCUCCUGCAUCACAUGAAGGAACAGAGUUGUAAAUAUCAGUACCUGACAGUCUGAAGGUUUUCAAAAAGAAGCUUUUUAAGAUUUUUUCAUGAUCAUAUCACGAAUUUAUGAUGGUUUUUGGAAUUUUCGACCGAGUCCGGGGCGUUGUGGUCGCGCGCGCUGGUGUGGGCUUGGGUUGUUGGCGGAGCGAUCUGGCGUGAUUCCUAAUUCGUGAAUCACGCCAGGUCGCGCCGGGUCGUUUUUCCACGCCUUGGGCCACAUAUCGGCGCGCUCGCGGCCGAGUUCUCGAUUCGGUCAAUUAUUUUCACUUAUAUUUUAAUUUUUUCUUAUAUUUUUAUUUUUUAUUUUUAUUUUUUAUUUUUUAAGG
Molecule: messenger RNA, 2355 nt
Organism: Actinia tenebrosa (Australian red waratah sea anemone)
Lineage: Eukaryota; Metazoa; Cnidaria; Anthozoa; Actiniaria; Actiniidae
Biological process (GO): cGMP biosynthetic process; intracellular signal transduction; receptor guanylyl cyclase signaling pathway
Cellular component (GO): plasma membrane
Molecular function (GO): guanylate cyclase activity; peptide receptor activity; adenylate cyclase activity
Source: RefSeq, a predicted model, not a curated record